Messenger RNA from Cyclopterus lumpus (lumpfish), 2629 nucleotides. Its product is annotated as KN motif and ankyrin repeat domain-containing protein 4-like. NCBI's taxonomy places the organism in Eukaryota, Metazoa, Chordata, Actinopteri, Perciformes, Cyclopteridae. Gene Ontology annotation, molecular function: protein binding. Bases 1 to 2601 code for a protein of 866 amino acids. The record is from RefSeq and is a predicted model, not a curated record. Gene Ontology annotation, cellular component: cytoplasm; cytoskeleton. Gene Ontology annotation, biological process: negative regulation of actin filament polymerization. The transcript has 8 exons.
AUGAUUACAGGAAAUAUCCGGCCUCAUAAAACAACAGGGAAUGGGAUCAAAGGGAAGCCCCCGUACUCAGUGGAAACACCGUAUGGCUUUCGACUUGAUCUGGACUUCCUCAAAUACGUAGAUGACAUAGAGAAAGGCAACACAAUCAAAAGAGUCCCCAUCCAGCGCCGAAGCAAAGGCCCCAGGGCCAGCACUCUUCCCAGGCAACUCAAUCCUUCUGGGUGUGGCUACCGCCCGAGUCCCUGGGGAUCUACUGGAGCUCUUGGCCCCAGGUCCCGACUGUCAGAUGCCCAUCACCAUGGCUACUCUUCCUGGGCAAAUGAUCCCAGGUUGCCACUUUCUCCUACAGGGCUCACAUCCCUGGCAGAGAUGGAGGCCAGAAUCAAGGAGUUUGAUGAGCAACCUCUUGGUGAGCACAUCAGGCCUCAUCUCCUGCGUGCCUCCAGUCUUCCACUCACAGUUUUACUGAGACAGGGGACAGAGUCCAGAGACGACCCCAGCAGCCUCAGGAGUUCAAGGGAUCCCCUCGGAGUUAGAAACACCUCCUGUGAAGAUGUCUUCGACUCCCCGGACAGCCCUCGACCACAGGACUGCUCAGGUCUGUUGAGGCGCCUGAAAGAGGCCCUGGAACGUGUGGCGGAGCUGGAGAUGGAGAUGAGGGUGGUUCCAGAGCUUAGGGCGCAUAUCUUCAUCCUCCAGGAGGAAAGAGAAAGGCUCCGUCUGGACCUGAAUCCACAUUCCCCCCCCUCCUCAAUGAAUGGAACCAGAGACCCUUACACCUCGUCCCAAUACGGCACAGUGGACAUCAAAAGGCCUCGGCAUGAAAGUCACAUCAUGUUUCCUAGAAAUCACAGCGUCAGUCGAGAGGGAUCUAAUCCCACGCAUGAGUGGAGGACUAGUACAGAUCUGGAUGAGCUGCUGACGGUGACGUCCCUGCAGGCUAAAGUAGCUGUGCUGGAGCAGAAGCUGCAUGAGACUAGCCUGGAGCUGCAGAGGGCUUCAGGGCUGCUGAGGGAGCAGCAGGAGGAGAGCAGAAGAAAAGAUGAGAAGAUGGAGCACCUAAUCAGGAAUCCUGCAGCUUGGGUCAGUGCAGAGAGGGUGUUAGUAGACCAGGAUGGAGAUGAGACAGUGGUGGGAGCUAUUGAACCAUAUAAUAAAGUGUCAAGAAGUCCAAAUGCAAGAACUGUUACUGCAAACGGACAAAGAGGUCGACAACAAGAUCCACUAGUGUCUGUGGACCCUAGAGCGGCUUCAGAUGAAACAGCAGUGGUUGUCCACCACAUGAAAAAGGUCAAGAGGCUCCUGGAUCAGCAGUGGGAGUGUCUGUGUGUAGGCCAUGAGUUAGGAAAGGAGGGCAAACCUCUACAGCACCCAGACCCCAAAGUCAACUCCCUGCAGCAGGAGAUGAUGGGACUCGUGGAGAUCCUUACUUCCUACUACACCCAACAAGGGCACAGUGAUGGAGAGAGGAUUCAACAAGGAGUUUCUAAAUCCAUCAUGAGGACAGAUGGAUGCGCCCAGUUGUCAAAAAGUCUACAUUCUGUGGGUGUUAAUGAAGGACGUAAAAGUGGAAAUGUGGUUGGGCAGGAUUGUGGGAAUGAGAGCGGGCAGAAGGAGAGCAGCAUCAGCCCUAGGGAGAUGGCUGCUGUCCAGGUGGAUGGAGUCCCAGAGAUGAGACGAAUGGAGGGAAUGACGCAAACGAGUCCAGACGGACAGAUAAUAUCGGGAGGAGCAGGAUCAGGGCGGACAGAUGGAAACGUAGUGUCUGUGGAAGCUGAAAAAAUGUCCAAGACGAAAGCACAGCCCCCAGGAGAACAGAUGGAGGGGAACUCUGGAUCAGAAACCACCACUGGGGCCAGAGAGACAGUGAGUGCAGAUUUUCUGGCUGCCUGUCAUCUGCUCAACGAUCACAUGGACAACAUGGAUAACCCCAAUGAUGACAUGAGGAAGGCCCUGGUUGUGUUGUUUCAGCACUGGUUCAGCGCGGCGGCCGAGGAGACUUCGGUGGCCAGCAGGGUGGCCGUGUACCUGAGAGAAGUGAAGAAGGCCACGCCUUCACUGUUGGCCUUCUUGAUCAACCUGGCUGAUGACAACGGCAACACAGCGCUGCAUUACAGCGUGUCUCACUGCAACUACAGCAUCGUCAGCCAGAUACUGGACACAGGUGUAAGUGAUCUGAGCCUUCAGAACAAUGCCGGCUACACAGCAGUGAUGCUGGCCUCACUAACAGCGCCUGAUGGUCCAGGUGGCAUGGAGGUGGUCCGCAAGCUAAUGGAGCAGAGCAACAUUAACAUUCGCUCCAGCCAGACGGGUCAAACCGCUCUGCACUUGGCAGUGAGACACGGGCGAGUAGUGAUGGUUCGCCUGCUUUUGAGCUGUGCGGCAGAUGCUAACCUCCAGGACAGCCAGGGAACAACGGCCCUGAUGUUCGCAUCUGAGAGGGGCCACACACACAUCGCAAGGCUGCUGCUGGAGAGGAGCCUUUGUGACCUCACCCUGACUGACAAGCGUGGUCAAACUGCACUCUCCAUCGCCAUGCAAGGUUCCCACACUGAUACCGCCGCCCUCCUGCAAGCCCAUGCUAAAGCUCGAGCUUUGUAGUACUGGAAAACAAUCUGCAGACAUAUGA